UUUUCAUUCAUUUCUUCGGUCCUUCUGCAGUGUCUUCAUAAUUGCUUUGUUUCUAUCUUUGCAACUGUGCAAUUAUCACCAUCCCCGGCGCCUUUGCAGGUUUUUUCAACUGUUUAUAUAUAUAUAUAUAUAUAUAUAUAUAUCUUGUUGCACGUUUAAACAAUCAAAGCUUUUGGCCAUGGAUUCUGGUAACAGUAGUAGUAUGCAAUCUUCGAGUGGUGGUGAUGAAGAGUAUGAUUCACGGCCAGAGUCACUUCCAGCUUUUUUGAACACUUCAGGCCACUUUAAUCCCUUAUCAAAUCCACAUCCGUCACUUGUCUCGCACCACCAAGACCACCCACCCACUUUCUUUGAUCCGUCAUCAAACUAUCUCAACCCCUUCUCUCAAUCCCAGCCAAACAAUUCACUGCUAAAUCUUGACGGCGGGGUUAGGCCCCGGGGUCUAAGAUCUGAGCCCAACUGCACUGACCUCGGUAACCUACCAGGCUCAUCAUCAUCAAGCCAGUCUAUGUUAGGUGCGCAAGGACUCAACCAAGGUUCAUUCCCAAGCUCAUCAUCGAUGCAAUCAAGGCCAGCUCAUGACAAUGGUGCAAGAUCUUUAGCACAAUCUGAUCAGACAAGUGUUGUCAAGAACCCCAAGAAGCGAACAAGAGCAUCAAGGAGAGCACCCACUACAGUUCUCACCACCGACACAACGAAUUUUAGAGCAAUGGUGCAAGAAUUCACUGGAAUCCCUGCACCACCAUUUUCGGGUUCAUCAUAUUCUCGUAGGCUCGAUCUUUUUGGCUCUGGCUCAGGUAUGCGGUCUAGUCAUUUGGAACCUUUAGGUUCUCUCUACCCUCUACGUCCCUCAGCUAAAAGGGUUCAGCCUACUCCAUUUGUAUCCUCGUCUUCUCCUUCAUUGUUAAAUAAUCCUUUAGUUGAUGCUGCUAAUAUUACCAAUACUACAAGCAAUAGCACCAUUCCCACUUCUAUCGCUGCCACAACUAAUGCUUUCAAUCCAACUUCUAGUAACUAUCAACUCCCUUCCGAUUUAAGCCUACUAAAGCAGCCUCAGAAUAUGUUAAACUUGCAGAACCAAAGCCCCGUCCUAUCUUUCCAGUCCUUCUUACAGCCUCCUACUCUUCACCCUUCUCUUAACUUGCCUGGUUUUGGUGUGAAGUCCCAGGGAAGCUCAGCCAUGCCUUCCCUUGACGAAUUGGGCAUGAGUCAUGGUCAUGUUAAUGCAAACCUCGGUGGAUUACAAAGUCAUGUAACACCAGACGGGCCACGUCUAAGGAGUGAUAGCAACUGGAGAGAUGGGGUUGGUUUGAACGAUGGGAAUCAAGAUCAUUUGAGGCCUUUAGAUGGGAAUUAUGGUCAUGAUCAUCAAAAUUCACAAAGAGUUAAUAACAGCUGCAAGUUGAACUUCUCGGCUUCCUCAUCAGAUUUUCACCAUGACAAGGGGUUAGACAACGUUUCUUCUAGAGCUGAAGGUACAGUUGAUUCAUGGAUUUGUCCUGCAGAGUAGAAUUACUUACUAGAAACUUGAUUAAAGUGCAGAAAAUAUCCAUGAAGAAGAAACUAGAAUUUAAAUGUGAAGAGGGUUUGGCAGCAGUAAUCGUAUUCUCCCUCUCUCUAUCUCUCUCUCUCUCUCUUUUUCUUUUUGUUCAUUUUAGAAAUAAAUAAGAAAUUUAAUUAACAUACGUUCCAUCAAAAUACUUAUUAGUUUCAGUCAGAUAUGUGCAGAUAUAUUUUGUCCUUCUUCUUUAUUGGGAUUAAACACUUACAUAGUACACAAUUUAAUUUAAAGAACUCACGAAUUAUUUUUUUUUUCUUUUA
Theobroma umbraticum is the source of this 1821-nucleotide messenger RNA. RefSeq lists its product as uncharacterized. NCBI's taxonomy places the organism in Eukaryota, Viridiplantae, Streptophyta, Magnoliopsida, Malvales, Malvaceae. The record is from RefSeq and is a predicted model, not a curated record.